GUGGAAGCAAGAAAAAAUGGCACAAGAAGAAAAUGAGGUAUUACAAGCAAGGAUCUCUGAGCAUUUUCAUAAGACAUUAUUCUUUUCACAGAAAACAGAAAAGCCACAGGCAUGAACUACAUCAUGUUUACUUCCUUGUGUUUCUCAAAAGGUUUUUCCUAGUUCUGGGCAAUAAGAUGAUUUGGAGUGACCUCAUCCAAAGUAUGAUUUUCUUGUCACUUACUGGACUUGGAGUUUUAGGAAACAACAUCUUAUUUGUAAGACAUUUGUAUACUUUCAUCAUAGGUCCUGAUAAAAAAAAUUUAGAUGUCAUUGUCAUCCACUUGGCUUUUGUAAACACAAUCAUUAUUUAUUGCAUAGGGGUCAGAAACAUAGUCACAAUUUUUUACACCAGAAAUUUCCUAGGUGAUGUUGGUUGUAAAACUAUAAUUUAUCUAGAAAGAGUUGCCCGUGGCCUCUCCAUCUGCACCACCUGUCUCCUCAGCAUGGUCCAGGCUGUCACCAUCAGUCCCAGGACCACCCUUUGGAGAAAAUUCAAACCACAAACAGCAUGGCAUGUUCUUGCCUUUCUCCUCUUCUUUUGGAUCUUUAAUUCCCUGAUAAGCUCCAAUUUGCUACACUAUAUCACAGCAGGCAAUAGCAUGAACGGGUCUGAAGUUGCAAUGUUUACUGGAUAUUGUUAUAUGCUGCCAUCCAAGCACACAGUUAAGUGGCUGUUCCUCUCUCUCAUGGCUCUUCGUGAUGUCAUUUUCCAGGGUCUCAUGAGCUGGAGCAGUGGGUCUAUGGCUCUCCAUCUGUACAAACAUCAUGUCCGUGUUCUUUACCUUCACAGCUCCAGGUCUGCAAACAAUUCCAGGCCAGAAAUCAGAGCUACCCAGAUAGUUCUCGCUCUUAUGGCCUGUUUCCUUUUAUUUUAUUGGGCAGAUUUUAUUUUCUCCUUCUACACAGGCUCCACAGUGACACAUGAUUCCACAAUACUAAAUAUUAAAGCAUUUUUAGUUCUUAGUUAUGCUGGUCUCAGCCCCUUUGUCCUGAUCAUCAAAGAUGCCUGUGUUCUUAAGCCCUGCUGUGUUCCCUAA
This is a messenger RNA of Mus pahari (shrew mouse), 1079 nucleotides long. RefSeq names its product putative vomeronasal receptor-like protein 4. Gene Ontology annotation, cellular component: membrane. The transcript has a single exon. Lineage: Eukaryota; Metazoa; Chordata; Mammalia; Rodentia; Muridae. Gene Ontology annotation, molecular function: pheromone receptor activity. Gene Ontology annotation, biological process: G protein-coupled receptor signaling pathway. Bases 33 to 1079 code for a protein of 348 amino acids. The record is from RefSeq and is a predicted model, not a curated record.